Vanrija pseudolonga is the source of this 369-nucleotide messenger RNA. RefSeq names its product 40S ribosomal protein S30-B. Gene Ontology annotation, molecular function: structural constituent of ribosome. The coding region runs from base 63 to 263 and encodes 66 amino acids. Gene Ontology annotation, cellular component: ribosome; cytosolic small ribosomal subunit. NCBI's taxonomy places the organism in Eukaryota, Fungi, Basidiomycota, Tremellomycetes, Trichosporonales, Trichosporonaceae. Gene Ontology annotation, biological process: translation. The transcript has 5 exons. The record is from RefSeq and is a predicted model, not a curated record.
CACCCGCACGCCGAAUCAAAGAACUCGCCCUCCAACCGACACUACAUCAACAUCUAGUCAACAUGGGUAAGGUCCACGGCUCUCUCGCGCGUGCCGGCAAGGUCAAGUCGCAGACUCCCAAGGUCGAGAAGCAGGAGAAGAAGAAGACGCCCAAGGGCCGUGCCAAGAAGCGUGCCCAGUACACCCGCCGAUUCGUCAACGUUACCCUCACCCCCGGUGGCAAGCGUUCGAUGAACCAGCAGCCCGCCGGCAAGUCGGGUUAAGCACCCUCCCCCCACAAAAAUUUCGCUGUAUCCACGACAACGGUUACUGGGAGGACGCUGUAGACGGCUUGUACGCAUUGAGAUGGAGUUUCUAUCUGCAUCUGGG